AUGGCUUCCGCGGCAGAAAUUAGGCCUGACAUCCACGAUGCAGACACUGUCAGCAAGAACGAGGCUGGCGACGCCGAAAAGAAGAGCGCUUCCGACGGCGACCACCAUCACGCUGAGAAUCCUACCGAUCAUGCGCUUACUGCUGCCGACAAAGAACACUACGAGAAGUACGGCACUUAUGACCGCUAUGAAAUCACCGAGGAAGACUGUUACGACGAGCUCGGCUUUUGCUUUCCAACAUGGAAGAAGUGGACCAUUCUUAGCAUCGUCUUCAUGGUCCAGGUCAGCAUGAACUUUAACACGUCGUUGUACAGCAACGCUGUGACGGGUAUCUCAGAGGAGUUCAGCGUCAGUGCCCAGGCGGCGCGUCUGGGCGCGGCUCUCUUCCUCAUCGCCUACGCGUUCGGUUGUGAGCUCUGGGCGCCUUGGAGUGAAGAGCUAGGACGAUGGCCUGUCCUCCAGCUCAGUCUGUUCUUUGUCAACAUAUGGCAAAUUCCUGUAGGCAUCGCGCCCAACUUCGGGACCAUUCUUGCGUUUCGUACGCUCGGUGGUCUCUCCACUGCCGGUGGUUCCGUAACUCUUGCUAUGGUGGCUGACAUGUGGGAACCUGACAAUCAACAAUACGCCGUCGCUUUCAUCGUCUUCUCCUCCGUCGGUGGUUCCGUAUUAGGCCCCAUUGUGGGCGGUUUCGUCGAACAGUUUCUCGCUUGGAGGUGGAAUAUCUGGAUUCAGUUAAUAUUUGGUGGCGCCGUCCAAAUUGCUCACGCCAUCCUCGUCCCCGAGACCCGUACAACAGUCCUCAUGGACCGCAUUGCCAAGAAGCGCCGUGCGGAAGGCGAAAAGAGCGGCAAGCCAAACAACAUUUGGGGACCCAACGAGCUCAAGACGUUCAAAGAGCGCUUCAGUGUACACGAGAUUCUCGUUACAUGGGUGCGUCCGUUCCGCAUGUUCGUUACGGAACCCAUUGUACUCGUCCUCUCCCUACUUUCCGGUUUCUCUGAUGCCAUCAUCUUCAUGUUCUUGCAGUCUUAUGCGCUUGUGUACGCUCAAUGGAACUUUGCACCAUUCGCCAUUGGACUGACUUUCGUCGCCAUCGGCAUUGGCUACUUCAUCGCCUGGUUCUCCUUUUUCCCAGCCAUCAAGCGUAACGAGCGCCUCCGUCGUGAUCAUCCCGACGAUGAGCGCUCCCAAUACGAGGCGCGCCUCUGGUGGUUGCUGUACACUGCUCCAUGCCUUCCUAUCGGCCUUAUCAUCUUCGCUUGGACAAGCACUGGCCCGCCAAUUCACUGGAUGGGAUCUCUAGUCGGAUCAGCAAUUAUUGGAAUAGCCAAUUACGCCAUCUAUAUGGCUACCAUUGACUACAUGAUCUGCGCCUACGGUCCAUACUCAGCGUCGGCGACUGGUGGUAACGGCUGGGCUCGUGAUUUCCUCGCUGGUGUCCUCACGCUCCCCGCCACACCAUUUUUCCAGAACAUCGGCGGAGAUCUGCAUCUCGCAUAUGCCUCAACCAUUCUCUUCGGUAUAUCUCUCCUUCUAGUAGUCUCGGUCUACGUUAUCUACUGGAAGGGCCCUGAACUCAGGAAGCGCAGUCCUUUUGCCCAGCAACUCAGUGCUGCUCGCGACGAGACCGGUGGUCGUCGCGUCAGCAGCCUUCCAGGCAUGUACGGUUCUCGCGCAAACUCUUUGGCACAACAAGGAGGCUCGAUGCCCACUUCUCGCAGGGGCAGUGUAGUGCGUGGUGUUCCGGGAGGUGAAAACAGAUACGAGAUGCACCGCAGACAGAGUGCGCGCAGCACUGGAGUUGCUUAA
This is a messenger RNA of Alternaria burnsii, 1809 nucleotides long. RefSeq names its product mfs general substrate transporter. The transcript is spliced from 2 exons. Gene Ontology annotation, molecular function: transmembrane transporter activity. Gene Ontology annotation, biological process: transmembrane transport. Lineage: Eukaryota; Fungi; Ascomycota; Dothideomycetes; Pleosporales; Pleosporaceae. The coding region runs from base 1 to 1809 and encodes 602 amino acids. The record is from RefSeq and is a predicted model, not a curated record.